GUUCUUGUUCGAAACACCAAUUGUAUUCUUUGUUCUUUAGUAAUUAUGUAUACUGUAUAUAUUGACUCACCAGUGACCAUGCAAGUCAUACUCCUUUGUUAUGCUAGUUUUCAAACAAUCUUGAGUGACAGUGCCAAAACUUUUAAACCGGUUCUUGAUUCUUGAUCCUCGAAGGUGGUGAGGAAAGAUGGGUUUGGAGCCAUUGGACUGGUAUUGUCGACCGGUGGCAAAUGGGGUUUGGGGAAAAGAAGUGGACAGUGCAUUUGGUGCAUAUACCCCAUGUGCCAUUGAUUCUCUAGUGAUUUGCAUUUCUCAUUUGGUUCUUCUGGGGUUGUGCUUUUACAGAAUCUGGUUGAUUAAGAACAAUUCAAAAGCUGAAAAGUACAGUUUGAGGACAAAGUACUACAAUUAUAUGUUAGGGUUAUUGGCUGCCUAUUGCACAGCUGAGCCUUUAUUGAGGUGGGUGAUGGAUAUCUCUAUUUUUAACCUGGAUGGACAGACUAGUCUUGCCCUCUUUGAGAUUGUAUCAUUGAUCAUUGAGGCUCUUACCUGGUGUUCAAUGGUUAUUAUGCUCAGUUUGGAAACCAAAAUUUAUAUCCGGCAGUUUCGGUGGUAUGUGCGGUUUGGAGUUAUUUAUGUGUUGGUAGGGGACGCUGCAAUGCUUAAUCUAAUUUUUCGUAUGCAAGGUUACUACAGCAGAUUUGCAUUGUACACAUACCUCAGUUCUGUUCUCUGCCAGGUUUUGUUUGGUGUUCUUCUUCUUGUGUAUAUUCCCGAUUUGGAUCCUCAUCCAGGUUACAACAUUGUGCAACCUGAGUAUCCUGUAAAUGGUGAAUAUGAAAAACUUCCUGGAGAAGAGCGAAUAUGUCCCGAGAGGCAUGUCAACUUAUUUUCUAGGAUAUGUUUUGGAUGGAUGACUCCACUUAUGCAGCAAGGUUAUGAAAGGCCUAUCACUGAAAAGGAUGUAUGGAAGUUAGACACAUGGGAUCAGACUGAGACAUUGAUUAAAAAGUUCCGGAAAUGUUGGAUUGAAGAAUCUCAAAGGCCAAAGCCACGGCUUUUAAGAGCAUUGAACAAUAGCUUUGGGAGAAGGUUCUGGUUGGGUGGGUUGUUUAAGAUUGGAAAUGAUCUUUCACAGUUUGUUGGGCCUGUUUUGCUGAACCAUCUCUUAAAGUCAAUGCAACGAGGGGAUCCAGCCUGGAUUGGUUAUAUCUAUGCUUUCUCAAUUUUUGUUGGAGUGUCAUUAGGUGUGCUAUGUGAAUCUCAGUACUUUCAGAAUGUUAUGCGCACUGGUUUUCGGCUGAGAUCAACUUUGGUGGCUGCCAUAUUUCGUAAAUCCUUGAGACUAACUCAUGAGAGCCGCAAGAAUUUUCCAUCUGGGAAGAUAACAAAUAUGAUCACUACAGAUGCCAAUGCACUUCAGCAAAUAUGCCAACAACUACAUGGAUUGUGGUCAGCUCCAUUUCGCAUCACCAUGGCUAUGGUUCUUCUCUAUCAGCAACUUGGUGUUGCUUCGCUUCUUGGUUCACUAAUCCUUGUUCUCAUGGUCCCAAUACAGACAAUUAUUAUAAGCAAAAUGAGAAAACUAACUAAAGAAGGAUUGCAGAGGACUGACAAGAGAGUCAGCCUCAUGAAUGAAAUAUUGGCUGCCAUGUACACUGUUAAAUGUUAUGCAUGGGAGAAGAGCUUCCAGUCCAAAGUUCAAAAUAUACGCAAUGAUGAGCUAUCAUGGUUCCGCAAUGCACAAUUACUAUCUGCUUUCAACAGUUUCAUAUUGAACAGCAUCCCAGUGGUUGUGACAUUGGUUUCAUUCGGGACAUUCACUUUCCUUGGUGGAGAUUUGACACCUGCAAGGGCAUUCACAUCUCUCUCUUUAUUUCAAGUGUUACGAUUUCCUUUAAACAUGCUUCCCAACUUGUUAAGUCAGGUUGUAACUGCAAACGUGUCAUUACAACGCCUGGAAGAACUUCUUUUAGCUGAAGAGAGAAUUCUAGUACCAAAUCCACCUCUUGAGCCAGAACUUCCAGCCAUCUCAAUCAAGGAUGGAUUCUUUUCAUGGGAUUCAAAGGCUGAGAAGCCUACAUUGUCCAAUAUCAAUUUGGACAUACCAGUUGGCAGCUUAGUUGCAAUUGUUGGUGGGACUGGAGAAGGAAAGACAUCACUGAUCUCAGCAAUGCUUGGAGAGCUGCCUCCUGCAGCUGACACCAAUGUUGGUAUUAGAGGGACCGUUGCUUAUGUUCCUCAAGUAUCAUGGAUCUUCAAUGCGACUGUGCGUGACAACAUAUUAUUUGGGUCCAAAUAUGAAUCCACAAGAUAUUGGCAAGCUAUUGAUGUAACAGCAUUACAGCAUGAUCUUGACUUACUUCCAGGCCGUGAUCUUACGGAGAUAGGUGAAAGGGGUGUGAACAUCAGUGGUGGGCAAAAGCAAAGAGUUUCCUUGGCUAGGGCUGUCUACUCCAAUUCAGAUGUGUACAUAUUUGAUGACCCUCUAAGUGCUCUAGAUGCUCAUGUUGGUCGGCAGGUUUUUAACAGCUGUAUCAAGGAAGCAUUGCAAGGAAAAACUAGAGUUCUUGUUACAAACCAGCUACAUUUUCUUCCACAGGUGGAUAGGAUUAUUCUGGUUAGUGAGGGUACAAUUAAAGAGGAAGGAACCUUUGAGGAGCUCUCUAAGAGUGGCAAAUUGUUCCAGAAACUGAUGGAAAAUGCUGGGAAAAUGGAAGAAGUGGAAGAACAAGCAGAAGAAAAAGAGAAUACUGAAAAUCGUGACCGUAAAAAUUCAAAACCAGCAGGUGAUGAGAUAAAUGAGUUGCCACAUAAUGCAGGGUAUACAAAGAAAGGGAAAGGAAGGAAGUCUGUGCUUAUCAAGCAAGAGGAAAGGGAAACAGGUGUUGUAAGUUGGAAUGUUAUGAUGAGGUAUAAGAAUGCAUUGGGAGGCACUAUGGUGGUUAUGGUACUGUUUGCAUUCUAUUCAUCGACAGAAGUGCUUCGAGUUUCAAGUAGUACAUGGUUAAGCUUUUGGACGGAUCAAAGCACUUCAGAAGGCUAUAGGCCUGGUUACUACAUUUUAAUUUAUGCACUUCUAUCACUUGGCCAGGUAACAGUGACUCUGGCAAACUCUUAUUGGUUGAUCAGUUCAAGUCUUCGUGCAGCCAAAAGAUUGCAUGAUGCCAUGCUGGAUUCAAUCCUACGAGCUCCAAUGCUAUUCUUCCACACUAAUCCAACAGGAAGGAUCAUCAAUAGGUUUGCAAAGGAUCUAGGUGAAAUAGACCGCAAUGUUGCCAGUUUUUCUAAUAUGUUUCUGAACCAAGUUUGGCAGCUUCUUUCAACAUUUGUACUGAUUGGCAUAGUUAGCACGAUAUCCCUAUGGGCCAUAAUGCCACUUCUCAUCCUUUUUUAUGUGGCCUAUUUAUACUACCAGAAUACAUCCCGUGAAGUAAAACGUCUGGAUUCCAUCACCAGAUCUCCAGUUUAUGCACAGUUUGGAGAAGCAUUAAAUGGUCUAUCAAGCAUUCGUGCAUACAAAGCUUAUGAUCGAAUGGCCAAUAUCAGUGGGAAGUCAAUGGACAACAACAUCAGAUUCACCCUUGUGAAUAUUAGUUCAAAUCGUUGGCUCACCAUAAGAUUGGAAUCAUUAGGAGGAAUCAUGAUUUGGUUGACUGCAUCCGUCGCAGUAUUGCAGAAUAGCAGAUCUGAAAACCAGGUGGCAUUUGCAUCUACAAUGGGUCUACUUCUCAGUUAUACGCUAAAUAUUACUAAUCUAUUGAGUAAUGUUCUUAGACAAGCAAGUAGAGCAGAAAAUAGUUUUAAUUCCGUUGAGCGUGCUGGAACGUAUAUAGAUUUGCCUUCUGAAGCUCCAACCAUAAUUGAGAGCAAUCGUCCUCCACCGGCAUGGCCUUCUUCAGGAUCAAUAGAGUUCAGGGAUGUUGUCUUGCGUUAUAGACUAGAACUUCCUCCAGUCUUGCAUGGAUUGUCCUUCUCAGUUUCACCAAGUGAGAAGGUGGGAAUAGUUGGGCGAACCGGAGCAGGGAAAUCUAGCAUGCUUAAUGCAUUGUUUCGUAUUGUAGAACUUGAAAGAGGAGAAGUCAUCAUUGAUGGCUGUGAUGUUUCUAAGUUUGGACUGACAGAUUUGAGAAAAGCUCUUAGUAUCAUACCACAAUCACCUGUUCUUUUCUCAGGUACUGUGCGGUUUAAUCUGGAUCCAUUUAGCGAACACAACGAUGCAGACCUUUGGGAGGCUCUAGAGAGGGCACAUCUAAAAGAAGUCAUCAGGAAGAAUACUUUUGGUCUAGAUGCUGAGGUUUCUGAGGGAGGGGAGAAUUUCAGUGUUGGACAGAGACAAUUACUAAGUCUUGCGCGAGCAUUGCUACGAAGAUCAAAGAUUCUUGUUCUUGAUGAAGCAACUGCUGCUGUUGAUGUCAGAACUGAUGCUCUUAUUCAAAAAACCAUUCGAGAGGAAUUUAAAUCUUGCACAAUGCUUGUUAUUGCUCACAGACUAAAUACUAUCAUUGACUGUGACAGAAUUCUCGUGCUCGAUGCCGGUCUGGUUUUAGAGCAUGCAACUCCAGAGGAACUGCUAUCAAUUGAAGGAAGUGCAUUCUCUAAAAUGGUUCAAAGUACAGGAUCUGCAAAUGCUCAAUACUUGCGCAGCUUAGUAUUUGAGGGAAAAGAAAACAAAUUCAGUAGAGAAGAAACCAAAAGUCAAGAUGGCCAGAAGAGAUGGAUGGCCUCUUCAAGAUGGUCUGCUGCUGCCCAAUUUGCCCUUGCCAUUAGCCUCACUUCUUCCUAUAAUGAUCUUCAAAGGAUAGUUAUCGAAGACAAGGACAAUAUAGUCAACAGAACAAAAGAUGCAGUAACAACAUUGCAGGAUGUCCUGGAGGGAAAACAUAAUGCAGAAAUAAACAUGACACUAGAAGAACACGAACUUCCCCAAGAUCGAUGGUGGUUCUCGCUCUACAGAAUUGUUGAAGGUCUUGGUACAAUGAGCAGUUUUGCUUACAAUAGGCUGCAACAGUUAGAAUAUGACAAUGAAAAUGAAUCACUUAACUGGGACAAUAUUGGAAGCACUGAGAUUUAAAUGUUGUAAAAGGUAUAUAUAUAUGGUUGAAAUAUAUAUAAUGAAAAUUGCUUGAAAAAGCAGAGGAGCUCUGCUUUGCAAUUUUGGAUUUUGCUUUGCAAGUGUAAUCAUUUGUAUAUGGUAAAGAUCUAUUAUUAUUAGGAAAUGAAUGAACAAAAAAAAAAAAAUCAUUCUGAUGGCUAAUGUAAAUUAAUAAAUGCAGUUUAUUCAUGUUAUACUAUGAUUAAGAUUAAAAAAUAUAUAUUUAUAGACUAAUGUUAUUCAAGUC
This is a messenger RNA of Jatropha curcas, 5342 nucleotides long. Its product is annotated as ABC transporter C family member 12. Gene Ontology annotation, biological process: transmembrane transport. Gene Ontology annotation, cellular component: membrane. Gene Ontology annotation, molecular function: ATP binding; ABC-type transporter activity; ATP hydrolysis activity. The record is from RefSeq and is a predicted model, not a curated record. NCBI's taxonomy places the organism in Eukaryota, Viridiplantae, Streptophyta, Magnoliopsida, Malpighiales, Euphorbiaceae.